AUGACCGCUAUCUUCGGUCUCGCUACCGCUCAGAGCAGCACUACUUCUAGUGUUGCUCCAGGCACCUCAGCUUGCGCUGCUCAGAACGUCCUGGACCUCUGCGUUUCCCAGCAGUCGGCAAAGAACUCGCAGUGUGGCCCCAAUGACUACGACUGUCUCUGCAGUGGCUACACUGACCUCGUCGUCUGCUACAAACAAUGCCCUAACGAUCCCAACGCCUUCUCCGCCUCUCAGUAUAAGGUGCAGUACUGCCAGGCUGCCAGCCAGUAA
Aureobasidium namibiae CBS 147.97 is the source of this 270-nucleotide messenger RNA. RefSeq lists its product as uncharacterized. Bases 1 to 270 code for a protein of 89 amino acids. The transcript has 2 exons. The record is from RefSeq and is a predicted model, not a curated record. Lineage: Eukaryota; Fungi; Ascomycota; Dothideomycetes; Dothideales; Saccotheciaceae.